Pistacia vera is the source of this 1035-nucleotide messenger RNA. Its product is annotated as tetraspanin-19-like. The transcript has 6 exons. Lineage: Eukaryota; Viridiplantae; Streptophyta; Magnoliopsida; Sapindales; Anacardiaceae. The record is from RefSeq and is a predicted model, not a curated record. Gene Ontology annotation, cellular component: membrane. The coding region runs from base 137 to 802 and encodes 221 amino acids.
AAAACUAUGUAAAGUUUGGUCAUUAUCAAAUUUUUCUUACAUUUUAAGAUUUGCAAAGGAAGAAUUAAAAACAAAUAAAAAGAAAAGGCCCCUAACUUCUUCUGUAUCAGCUAGCUGUGGACUGUUGUUGUAAGAAAUGGCAAGAAUUGCAAGAACUUGCAUCCAGUCGUUCCUGAAAGCUGUGAAUUUGGUAAUGGGAAUGGUUGGUAUUGCCAUGAUCCUUUAUGGUUUAUGGAUGAUCAGAGUCUGGCAAAGAGACAUGGAAGAUUCAUCCUUUGAGGAUUUCAACUCUACUGCUCCAUGGUUUAUAUACACAUUUCUUGGGAUUGGUGUCUCCUUUUGCCUUAUAGCAGGCCUUGGUCAUAUUGCUGCUGAUAGUGCAAAUGGAUUCUGCCUUUCUUGUUAUAUGGUGGUUAUCCUUUUGCUUCUGCUUUUGGAGAGUGCUAUGGCAGCUGAUAUUCUGCUAAAUUCUGACUGGGAGAAGCAGGACUUACCUGCUGAUCCAACGGGGAGGUUCCAUGAUUUCAAAGAAUUCGUCAAGUCGAACUUCGAUAUCUUCAAAUGGAUAGGCUUUUCGAUCAUCUUAGCACAGGGAUCUUCUACACUAUUAGCAAUGGCUUUAAGAGGUCUGAGAUCAAACCGAAGCUCCAACUGUGAUAGUGAUGAUGAGUAUCCUCCACCCAGGCUUCCACUCCUAAAUCAUCAAGUUCAAGCGCCUGCAUUUGUCAUCGGCGAUCCCCACUUUCCUGCGAAGAAUGACACUGUUAAACCCCCCACAUAUCCGUGGAAUGUAAACAAGUGAAGGGAGUAGCAAACUGGGGAUGAGAGAUUGUGAGAAAUGCAACCAUGAUUGCAAAUUUUGGUUUCAAGGCAAAACUUGACAAUGAGAUAAAUAAUAGAUAUUGCCUGGAGCUACUGGACUAUGAUUUAAACAAAUGCUAACAGUUUUAAUAUGUGCCUUGUGUUGUGUAAUUGUACUUUUAAGUUUCCUUUUGUAUUUGCAAUUUUGGAGUAAUCACAUUUACUUGUUAAGAU